AUUUUUAGCUGGAGAUAUAAAAUUUUUUAAUUAACAUUCACGAAUAUGUCCGGAUGCUUGGAUCAGUUGAACUACAAUUGUGACAUCGAUUGGGAUUCGAAACGAAAUGCUGUGGCAUCGUGUAUUUCGUCAGCUAUGUUCUUCUUUGGUUGGUGGCUAUUGAUCGAUACGGCAGCAGUUUAUACUCCGGUUGGUCAAUGGAACAAUGUUUAUAUCAUCGUUACUGUUUGUGGAACUAUUGCGAUGUUCAUGGUGAAUGCUGUUUCAAAUAGCCAAGUUCGGGGAGAAUCUAUGAACGAAAGUAUUUUGGGUACCAAAGGAUCUCGCUUAUGGCUAAUGUUCGGUUUUGUACUUUCAUUUGCAUCGCUGGUCGCUGCUUUAUGGAUUAUGUUUGCGGAUUAUGUGUUAGUAACUGGUGAUCACCCGAUAUGGCCUGGAGUUGCCCUCUUCCUACACAAUUUUUUGAUUUUCAUUUCUUCACUUAUCUAUAAAUUUGGUCGAACAGAAGAACUAUGGGGAUAAUUGACCACCGAACUUAUGGACUGUAGCUUUCAGCCAAAAAAAUUGUGAAAUAAGUGGUUGACUGCUGAACAAUUCAGAGAUUUUAUAAUAUCCAAUACAUAAGGCGUACAUCCAUUUCACUUCUUUUUUUCUUACUUGGAGGAUUGAAUGAGACGAUUUAAUAAUGAAACAAUUUUAGGUCGAAGAUUAACCCGGGCUGUUCGUAAUUUUCCUCAAAUAGGAACAAUUUUUCUUGAUUAUCCUAUUUUUUGCUAAAGCUACUUACUUUUCUGUAAAAUUUCUGUAAUUUCUUGAAAAUGAGGCGGCGGCAUAUGAAAUUUAAGAAAAAAUAAAAGUAUAUGGAAACGCUACCAAAGUAGCUUUCUUCAGGGAUGCCCAUCAAACAACACAUGCCAAUUUCUUCAGUUUAUGUUGUGUUUAAAUCUUAAAUCUGUCGGAGAAAUUUAUCGAUCUAAUCUUGCACCAAUUUUGCAUGUUCACAUGCCGAUUCAUGUACUCGUUGUAUCUUAAUGCCGUUCUCUCUUUUUCUGCUGUAUUGUUUUUUUCUUCUCUCUCUUUCUCUAGUACUUAUUUAUCUCAACUGGAGAAAUUGGGAAAUACGGCUGCUGUUGAUAGCUUUGUUUUGAUAUUCCUAGAAAUAAAUUCAACUCCGGACGGACUGUUGCUGUAUGGAUCUUUCUUUGCUUAAGAUCGCUAUAGUAAUUUUUGUGAAAAAAAAGAAACAAAAGAGAGACUAACAAACUAAAUGUAACAAAACAUAUAAAGAAAU
Messenger RNA from Loa loa (African eye worm), 1291 nucleotides. RefSeq lists its product as hypothetical. The coding region runs from base 46 to 522 and encodes 158 amino acids. NCBI's taxonomy places the organism in Eukaryota, Metazoa, Nematoda, Chromadorea, Rhabditida, Onchocercidae. Gene Ontology annotation, biological process: protein targeting to vacuole; late endosome to vacuole transport via multivesicular body sorting pathway. The record is from RefSeq and is a predicted model, not a curated record. The transcript has 4 exons.